Molecule: messenger RNA, 3386 nt
Organism: Ctenopharyngodon idella (grass carp)
Lineage: Eukaryota; Metazoa; Chordata; Actinopteri; Cypriniformes; Xenocyprididae
Gene: pcare2
Product: photoreceptor cilium actin regulator 2
Exons: 1
Coding region: 604-3171 (855 amino acids)
Source: RefSeq, a predicted model, not a curated record
UUUAAAUCCUUUGCCAGCAGAUUGCAGACAUCAGGGAGGAUUUCAGUCAGAAGUAAACAUCUAUAAAUACUCCGACCUCAAGCCACACUGAACUUAAUUCAACAUGUGCUGCUGAUUGUUGUUAAAUUUCACAGAAACUAAAUUUAAACAGUCACUUAAACAGUUUUUUUUAAUGAAAACUGUUACCACUGUAGAAAAAAACUGAAGUCACUUAAGAUUUUUACUACAUAUUUUGAUUGUAACACAUAUACUGUACAAUGUUAAUUCAAUCAGAAUUAACCAGGGGUAAAAAGAAAAGCAGACAUGGUAACCAGCAGGGUAUCUGAUUAGUGAGAUGAGCUUAUGGUCUUAAGCAUGCGCUUUAUUCCUGUAGCGUGACCAUGUGUGUGUGUGGGAAGGACUGGAAGCUUCAAUCCUGUUCUUCAGUCUUGAGCUCUCUAUGGCAUACAAAACACCAAAUGGUCAGCGGUGAUAAGUAGAAAAAUUGUGGACAGGGACAUUGAAGGACAACGGGAGAAAACUGGUAUGGUGCGUAAACAAGAACCAAGUUGAGGUUUUCUGUAAAACUGAUCAAAAGAAAAGGAAAAGGAUUCUCCCAUCAAUAUGGGGUGCUCCCCCUCUAAAGGUCAACUAUUCAGCAAAAAAGCUUUGCUGUCUGGAUCACCAGAAAGCGAGAAAGAGAUAAACACUGCUUCAGAAGGACUAGCCGCAACAGAGAUACAAGAAAAUGCAAAAAACAUUGAAGGUAAGAGAUCCUCAGUAGAUGAUGUACAUUGCGAUGCCACUGUGGCAGGCAAAGAAGAUGCUACUGAGAAGAUGCUAGACGUGGUCCAUUCUCAGGAUGGACAAGGUGCACAACCGGGCCUCUUAGAAAACCAAAAAGAAGGAACAGAAGAAAAACGGACAAAAGAUAAGCAAGGAAAGCGGAGAAAGCAGAGGAAACAGAGACUGAGAAAAAAUUCCUGUUUGCAGUCAAAGGCAGAGUUCAUACUGAAAGCCCACCAGGCAGCCUAUGCGUACCUGAACCCCAGCAUAUCCAAAUAUGAGUCUCUUUUAGGGCUCUUGAGCCAGGCUGCUCAGACCCAGCUCUCUGUACAGACCACAGUAGCUACAGUAGUCUUGCACUAUGAAGAGAUCAACCAGGCUUUGGAGGAAAUAGCCGCUGAAGGCGAGCAGCUGCUGAGGGAACAUGGACACAACAUGAAGUGGCCCGCUUUACUUAAAGACUAUCCACCUACAACCAAGCCAAGCAAUGACCUGAACCAGCUUCCUUCUGAACUGCUGCAGCAAAUGCUUCUUCACUCCACAGUUAAAAUGAUCUCAGUGGGAGACUCUGUGAAAUGCCUGGGUGACUCAGCCUUAAAGGAGCUAGCUGACUACUUUGGAUCCCUGUCUCAGGUCUUAGGAGAGAAGCUGCUGGCUAAGCAUGCGGCCGAGGAGCGCCUGAAGCAGGUUUUGUCUCGUGUGGAAGCUGCUGCCCUCAGGAAACCAGGUCCAGAGGAUUCUGCACUGCACAGUGAGGACAGCGGCAUAGGUGCGGACAAUGAGUGUCAGAAUGGCUCGGAGCGCUUCCGUCGAAAUAGAGGGAGCUUAGGAUCAGGAGCAAACACUGGAAUAACAUCUGUCUUUACCACCACUUGCUCUCCAGAUCAGCAGCUUCUUAACGCCAAUGAGGAAGGUAUAGACAAUGAUGAUGAUGAUGACAAUGAUGAUGACGAUGAUGAGGAUGCAGAACUUGAGGAUGACAUCAGUGGUAAAGAUGAGCUGGGGAGGCUGACCAACAAGACAAGGAGAACAAUGUGUGGUUCUUCUGAAGCAAACUCCAGCUUUCCCCCAGAUCAGGGUGGUCUUCAAAACCAAGAUCAAGUCAAGACCAGUAACUUGAAAAGGAAAAUCAGACGACCAAAAACAGCAGACAACACCUUUCAGCUGAAACUAAAACACCGCCACUUAAGACGACCAAAGCGCUCGCAAUCUGCCGAGUGUUUGUGUAGCAAAGCGGAAGAAUCAGAUCCAAAUGAGGAACAAGGAAACCCAAGGAACAUGAAAACACCUCACUGGACGAGAAAAAAUCAUUUUCCAGAUGAUCUUGUUCACGGAGGCCGUGUACAUACAAAGAUUAGAAAAGGUUCAUCAGGAGGACAGUGCUCAGCAAGGUACUAUGGCCUCCAGUAUGGCAGCAAAGGGCCUUUUAGGGCAGUACCACCAAGCUCUCCACCAAAGUUUACUCCAGAACCACCUGGGCGAAAUGCUGUCAAGAGGCUCAUUAAUACUUUUAGCCAAGGGGUGGAGGAUAAUUCAAGACAAAGUCCUUUAGACCAAAGACCAGUAAGAGUUAGGGGCAACAAGAAAUGCACUCUCCCAUUGCUGGAGAACAGCAGAGGAACACUUACCACCAGUAGGAAUAGCAACAGUAGCAUCCAUUCGCAUGAGCCCAAACUGGCUGACAAACCUGAAAAUCUGGAUAUAGACAGCCUCCCACCUCCACCCCCAGAAAUGCUCAUGGACAACACAUUUGAAAGCGGCGUAGGGUUGCCCGCUGAGGAGGGGGCUCAUGAUUUACAGUGCAGAGGGCAACGACUCCGCACUUUAACGCAAAGAGAAACUGUUUACUCCAGCAGGGCAAACAUGCAGAGAGGCACCAUGAGCUUCUCAACGACUCAGUCUGCUGAGUCAGGUUUGCAAGGUUCCGUGCCUCAUCAAGGAUGCAAGAACCACAAUGAGGGCGAGACUGCAACUAUGCACUCAAAAGGUUUUCCACCAACGACUCCACCUGUCUCGAGGACACGGCUUCCACCCUCCUGUCCCACUCUGCACCACCCAGUGCCAAGUCCUCCAUUCACAACCUGCCCUCCUAGUGGGAGGUGGACUCCAUCCACAACAUCAACCACCUCUAGUAUUUCUGGGUCACAAUCAUAUUUUGAAGCUCGGGCCGUGUUCUGUCAGGAGAACCAAUCACUCCCUCAAACAUGGACACCUUCAUGUACAUCUACAUUGCCUCGGCCAUGGGGAGAACCUGCCAGAGGGAGACCUCGCAUUCAAACCUCUUUUAUGGGACGCAGUCCGUCAGGUCAUAGGUCAUCCCACAGUGAGCAGCAACAGUUAUUACCUAAUGGCAAACCACAACAGGGUCUUGGCAGUGACGUCACACCUUUGACCAGUGAGGGGUGAGUAUAUUCAAGUGUCAUUCCUUGUGAAACAAUAUAUAGCAAAUCUAUGACACAAUAAAGGUCUGAAUAGUUCAAGGGUUUAGUGCAAUGGGUAACCUACAAAAAGACAAAACAGGUGCACCCGAUGCAAAACAGGUAGAAUAUGACUGACCUGAUCUGUCUUCAUCAACAUAAUUGUGGUUUUGUUUAGUGUAGCUAUAGUUAGUAUUAUGGCUA